AUGAAUAAAUUCUAAGAUCAAAUAAUAAAACAAAAUUAGAAAAUUCGUAAUACUCUCUAUUAAAACCUUAUUAUUUUAGGAUAAUUUUUUUAUACUCUUAUAUGGAUAUUUAUUGCUAUAUAAAUUUUAGGAGAAUAAAGAGAAGACCUGCAUUUUAAAAUAUUUUAUUAUUUCAGUUUACCAACUAUUUCAAUACUAUUCAAUAUUGAGUAAGUUAUCAUUUAAAGCAUAACAAUAAUUUUUUCAUUAACCUUUCUUUUAACUGUAUUGUUUGGAGGAAACUAGAAAUAUUCAAAGAAGAUUCUUGAUAUACUUUGGGAUGCUUAUCCAAAUAUAUGGCAAUUGGUAAUUAUUUAAAAUAGUGGUCAUUGUUUACUAACUGAUAAUACUAACUUAAUAUUGGGAAUAAUAAAUAUUAUAUUAGCAAUUGGAAAUUCUCAAUUAACCAGCUUGUAUACAUUUUCAUAAAAUACAACCCAAAAAUUAAUUAAAUCUUAUUUUGAAAGGAGUUUGCUUCCAUUUUGUUAUUCAGUAUUAGCAUUAUUUGCAGGUUUUCAAAUAAAUAGUUUAUACCUAUCAUAUCUAUAUUUAGGAAUAUAGUUGAUUUUCGACCUUUAUUUUGGUAUAUUGUACUAUGUGAAACCUCAUAUGCAAUAUUUAAAUAUGAAAACAUAGAAAUUGGUUGUGCUUUGUUCUUUUAUGAGAUUUCCAUUAGAGUUAUUUCUAUUUUAUUAUUAAGGCGAUGAAAUCUUAUAUUUAUCUUUAUUUUCACUUCCAUUUAUGAUAUAAAUUCAUUUCAUCCUUUGGGACAAUAGAUUUAUGAAUUUAAUAUACAGAACAAAUAUGUUUUUCUAAUAUAUAUGUCUUGAUAAAUUUAGAGAGAUUGACAAUCUGAUAGAAUGUUAUAUAGAGUAUUAUUUUGAAAUCAUAGAUUACAAGAAACCAUUUAAUAGGGUUUUAAUGUUGAGUAUAUUUUGUAAUCAUAUGAAUAUGUGUUAAAAUCUGAAGUGUUUUUGUUAAAAUAGAAAUUUUCAUGAAAGUGUUAAAAUAACAACAUAAUUAUAACUAGAUAUUAAAGAGAUUUAACAAUAAAUAAAUUAUGCAGUAGCAGAAUAAGAUAUUUAAAUGAGUUUUAAGGAAUUGAUGUUGUUAUUCCUUGAUAAUUAUAUCAAACAUGUAAGAUAUACUGCUAUGGGGGAAACUUUAAUAUUAAAAUUAAGUCUGUAUGAAAGUUAAAACUUUUAACAAAGAUUAUUUUAAGCAAAAUUAAGAUUUUAAUAUUUAAAGAUAUAUUAUCAUAAAUAUCAUCCUCAAUUUUUAGAGAGAUGGGCAACAUGUACUUUGGUUACUUAAAAAUUACAAUAAUACAUAGGUGGAAUUAUUAAUUUGAAUUUUGAUCUUUCUUUAUCUUUGUAAUAUUUUAAAUUAUUAGAAAAUAUUCAAACAAAAAUUUGUAAAGUAAUUGAAGGUAAAAUAUUUAUUUUAGAACUUUUGAAAAGAAAUUAUUAAAAUCCAGUACCAUAUCUAUUACAUAAUUCUACUUAAAAAUAUUUCAAUUAAUGUGAUGAACUUGAAUUAUUAAUAAAAUAACUUAUUUAACUUAAUGGAGUAUCACUUGAAGUUAGAGAAUUAUAGGAUGAUUUUUACUCUUAAAUUAAGGUAGACUAUGGUUUCAAGAAUAUUCGUAAAAAAACAACUAUUCCUUUCAUAAACUAAAAUUAAACUGCCUUUGUAAUCUGUGAUUAUGAAGGAGACCUUGUAAUAAAGGAUUAUUCUAAUAAUUUCAUUUCCAUGAUUAAUGUAAGUUCAUAAAUAAAGGGAAGUGCUAUAGAAUAAAUUGUUCCUGUCAUUUUGUAACAAUAUCAUAGAAUUGCUAUUUCUUAAAUGAUUAAUACUGGUUAAACGAAAUUAGUUAAUAAGGAUUAAUAUACUUUAUUGGUAAAAUCAGAAAAAUAUAUAUUAGAAGUGGAUGCAUUAUUAAGAUUUGAUUAUAGAUAAUUAGAAUUUCUAAGGUUUAUAGGUUUUAUACAAUUAAGAGAUAAGGAUAGUAUUUUAUUAUUAGCAAAUGAUAAAGGAAAGCUUGAUUCAUAUUCUAGAUCAGCUGGAAUUCUAUUAAAAUUGGAUGAUGUUGAUAUUAAUUCUUUGAAUUACUGUUACCUUUCACCUUGUUUAUUAGAAGAUAAGGUAGAAUAGGAGUUUGAUGGAUUCUUAUUAAUACCUAAAAGACAUUAUAGAUCUGAUAUUUUGGGAUAUAUGAGAUACUUUAUAGGAUCUCCAGAUGAAUGUUAUAUAUUUUUAGUUAAUGCAACACAUUAAAAAAAAAUGUAUACUUCAGUUACUAUUUAAUGUUUAAAGGUUAAUUCGUUUUAUUAAUUAAAAGAAUUGGAUUUUAAAAUAAUUGCUUUAGACAUUAUGAUAAGAUAAAUUAUGAUCUUAAAAUAAGUUAAUAAAUCUCAAUAUAUGGCAUCUGCAGAAUCUGUUCGUAAAAUAUAAACAUUUAAAAAGACUUUUAAAUUUCAUUAAACUCAUACUAUAGAAUUUACUGAAGGAGAGUAUAAUUUAAUUUAUGAAGAUGAUUCAGAAAGAGAAAUUUAAGUUUAAACUAAAAAUUAAAAUAUUCUUCCUGAAUUUAUUCCAUCUUUAGAUUCAAUUAGAACUUAAAAUGAGAAAUUAUUACUUACAUUUGAAUAAUAUAGAGAUUAUCAUAAUACUUUAAGUAAGGAUAAAUCAUUCGAAUAAUAAUAAAAAUUUGACACUUUAGAAGGUUCCAAAUCAGAGUUGGAUACAUAUAGUAAAUAAAAAAGGAAUACUAAUUAACUUAUAGAAAUUGAGUUGAAUGCUGCAGAAGAUCAAAAUAUAGAAGAAUAAUUAUAAAUUAUUUUAGCAACUGUGAAAACUAGAUAAACACGUAAAGAAUUAUUAGAGAUGAAAAAUUAAAUGAAAAAUAAACAUAAAGCUAGUACUUGGCAUGGAAAUGGUAAUGUAUAAAGUUAAAAAUAACUUAUUAGAAAUAUAGUUCAUUAAUUUUAAAUAUCUUCAUUAAGUUCAUUAUUAUCUCUCAAAAUAGUAUCAUGUUUUUUGGUAUUAAUAAAUGUUGGAUUUAUACUUGGAUUUGUUAUUAAUAGUAUAAUAAAUAUAGCUGGAAUAUAAAUGGAUUCAAAUAAUUAAACUUAUCCUCUUAUAUUAUUUUAAGAUAUCAAUUUAGUAUUAUUAGGGAUUUAACUAGAGGAUUGGCACAAUGAAGAUUAUGAACUUGCAUAUAAUUUUAAAGUUUUAGGAGCUGAAUAAUACUAAAAUUUAAGUAUUCAUGUUAAUGAUAUUUAACUUGAUUAUCAUACAUUUUUAUAAGAACUUGAUGAAGAAAUAAUAAAAGUCUAAGAAAAUGGAAUACCUAUUAUUUAUUAUAAAAAAUAUUUCUUAAAAAAUUAUAUGGUAGAAAAGUUAAGAACAAUUUAAGAAGCUAAAAGUGUUCCAUUAUUUGGAGAUGAUAGUUAGUUUUUAUUUGAUAAUUAUCCAGAAAUUGCAUAAUAAUUAUGGAAUUUAAAAAGUAAAACUACUAGAGAUGUAAUUGAAAGAAUAGACUAAUUAGAUUAAAUGUCAUAAUUAUUAUUGAUACUUUCUAUUAUUUGUAACCUUAUUGGGAUAUUAAUAUAUUUGACAAUUUUGAUUAGUAUUAUUUAAUGGAGAAAUUAGCUUUAUUCAACAUUAUUUCUAUUCAAUAACAUAUAAAUGUUGAUUACAUAAUUAUCAGAUUCAAUUAGUCGUUAGAUUGUCUACACCUUAAAUAAUAAGGGAUAUGAUGAAGAAAAAAACAAAAAAAUUAAAUUAGUUUGGUAGAUUUAUGCAGCCUUAACCUUUUUUGUACUUGCUAUCAUCUCUUUAGGUUUUUACAUACCUCUAUUUCUUUAUAUAGAUUCUGUCAAUUUAUAAUCAGUCGAUGUUAAUUAACUAUAGACUGAACUUGCUAUGAUGUAAUUGAAAUAGUCUAUAAUUCUCACUUGGUUAUCUAUUAAUUAAACUGAACAUAUGUAUAAUACUAGUUUAAUCCAUAAUACUACUAUUAUACAAUAUGUAAUUGAUGAAUGUACACCUUCAGAAUAUUUUGUUUUAUAUGAUCUUCCUUUUGAUAGUAAAUAUGAUUAUUUCCCAGAAAUUUAGUAAUAUUCUACAACUUCUUUAUGUAAUUGCUCAUUAUUGUAAAAUUAAUUGAAGAAUGGAUAUUAUGGAUUUUAAUCUUAUGUGUCUUAACAUUUAUAUGAUUAAGAUUAAUAAGAUGAAAUUAUGGAAGCCUAUUAAAUUGUCUUUGAAUAUCAAAUAAAAAAAAAAUAAGAAUUUGAUGAUUAUAUGCAAAUUCGAUUAAAAAAUACCUAAUUAACAUUAUAAAUCAUUUUAGAGAUAAGUGUGAUAAUUAUUAUUAUAAUUUAAACAUCACUUUUAUUGUUAAUACAUAGAUAAAUUAAGAAAUUAGUUAAAUCCACCAAAAGUAUUAUGUACUUAUUUCCUCCUCAAAUUCUAGCAAAUAAUAAAUAUACUUUAUAAGUAUUAAUCUAGGGUAGCAAUUAAUGA
Paramecium pentaurelia is the source of this 4566-nucleotide messenger RNA. The record is from the annotation of a GenBank genome assembly. NCBI's taxonomy places the organism in Eukaryota, Ciliophora, Oligohymenophorea, Peniculida, Parameciidae.